Molecule: messenger RNA, 7276 nt
Organism: Bubalus bubalis (water buffalo)
Lineage: Eukaryota; Metazoa; Chordata; Mammalia; Artiodactyla; Bovidae
Gene: DUSP8
Product: dual specificity phosphatase 8
Exons: 5
Coding region: 3329-4900 (523 amino acids)
Biological process (GO): negative regulation of MAPK cascade; protein dephosphorylation
Cellular component (GO): cytoplasm
Molecular function (GO): MAP kinase tyrosine/serine/threonine phosphatase activity; protein tyrosine/threonine phosphatase activity
Source: RefSeq, a predicted model, not a curated record
GGGGGGCACGUCCAAAGGGUCACGUUCCGGAUCGGCCUCUGCUCUCCUCUCUAAGCCCAGGGCCCAGCGUCUGCUGGGGCAGUGGGGACCCAGUGGAGGCGAAGCUCGGGAGCUCUGAGUUCUCAGGGACUCCUCCGACCCCCUCCCCCGGGCCCCCACACUUCAGGUCCCCCCUCCAGCGAGGGCCCAGGCCCACCACCAGCAGGUGAGACAUGGACAGUGGGAAACCCCGACACAGGCCUGAGGCAGGGGAAAUGGGGGGAUCUAGGCAAAGACCUGGUGUACCUUGGAAGCUACCCCCCCACCCGCACACGUGCGCGCGCGCGCACACACACACAGACACACGCAUACAGUCUGAGGGAGGAGGCAUAGGCCCCACCCUGGGGAACCCUAGUCUGAGCGGGAAUUGAUCCCCCACUGGGGGGUCCUCUGAAUGCUCCCAGCUGGCACAGGGAGCCUAGCAACCGCCUAUUUGAUCACCACCGCUAUCUGCCGGGGGGAUGUCCCCAUGGGGCUUACAUUCCCCCAGAUCAGACUGGCCAGCCCCCUCCCCAGGUGGCCCAGGGCCUGUCCCCCGGGAUGUGCGACCUCCCUGCCUGGGUACCCUGGGCUACAGCAGGAGGGGGUGGGGGGAGGGCCCACAACGGCAUCACCCCCACCAUCACACAGCUGCUAGGGUGCUGCUCUUCAUUCUGACACCUGCCCUGAGCACCUCCUGAGCAUGACGGGCAUUGGGAGCACCAGGCCAGCCCUCCUGUGAGGAGAGGGGCUGCAGACUGCUCCUGCAGCUGCCGGGGGCCGGGGCUCCGGGCAGACCCCUCAGAGAACGGGUCCUGUGAGCGUGUGCUGUGCUCUCCAUGUGUGGAUGGGGUGUGUGUGUGUGUGAGCUCUGGGAGCCAGAAGCCACAGAGCUGCAGAGCUGACACAGCUGAUAUGCCCUGGGGCUGUGUGGGCCGAGCGGAGGGGGCGUCACAGGUGUCCUGGUCUGCCCGCAGUCCCCGGGAGCCCCUGUGUGUGUGCACACACACGCGUGUGUGUGCCCUUGCUGCACAUGACACCAGAGGCCCUCCCAGACAUUUGAGAAGCGGGUCCCCGAGCAGCGCCCCGCUUCCCCCUGGGCUGCCCAGGGCCCUUGCUGGUCUGUCCCAGGUGAGCUGGGUGGGAAGUCCCCUGCGACCUGGCUGUGCCCCACCCCAGGGUUAGAGGGUUUCCCCCGUUUCUCUGAGGAGCAAGCCAGGGAGCAGUCAUGACCCUGAGGAGGGACCAGGCUUGGGGCAGCGCCCACCCGAACCCUGGAGAAGGGCAGGGCUGAAGGGUUAGAGGCAGGCCGUCGGCCCAGCGAGCUAGGCACACGGAGCGGGCUGGGCAGACGCCCGCGGGAAGGACAGACCCCUCCGUGGGUGGGAGGAGAGGCGCCAGGGAGACGCGCGGCACAGCCAGGGAGAAGGGAACUCCAGGGCGGGGCGCUUUGCGGGAGCGAGCGGUGGAAGCGGGUCGCGCCAGGGUCCAGAGCCGGUGCCCAGACCACGCCGCGCCUCUCCCGCACGGCUACUGGCCAUGACUCCCGGCGGGCAUGGGGACGCGCGCCUGGCGCUUUAAGGGAUGCACGGAAUGCGGGCCGGUGUGGUCGCCGCGGGCCGCCCAGCCCCUGCGCGCCACCCCUGGACCCGGCGGAGAGGACUCCGGGGCUUGUGGCCCCUGCGCGGAGGGCGGGUGCCGCCCCAGCCCGGGACUGCGGCGGGCAGGGACUGCGGCGGGCAGCGGGGGCUCCGGGGCGCGCCCCCAAAUCCUGGCCGAGCCGCAUCCUCACUGGAGCGCGCAGUGACAGAGGUGGGUGGGGCCAGGAGUGCCUCCCGGGACGCGCGUUUUUCCCAACCUGCAAGGCAUGGUUGGGGAGGGGGGGCUACCCUACCGAAGGAGGGUGCCCUGGAGAGCCUUAGGAGAUCUGAGCACCUCCCCAGGUCCUGAGAGGGCUGCACCCGGGGGAGUGGGGGACAGACGGUCCAGGGCUGCUGGCACAGAUGCUGCCCCUCCCAUGUCACCCAUUCCCAGGCCCUGGGGUGUCCGGAAAUCAUGGGAGGACGGGAGGCUACAGGGAGCACUCUAAGCUGCCUGACUCUGCCUGGAGGGCGUUCUUGGGGGUUCCAGAAAUUGCAGCAAAGGCUGGCAGAUCUCUGCCCCUCCUAGAGGCUCUCCUUAGGAAGAGGGGGUUCCUGGUGGAAUUCUCCACCCCACACACUUGCCUGUCUUUGCUGCUCAGAGAGCAGAGGAAAGGGACUGGCAGAGAAGGGUCUUCUGAGAGAUGGUGCAGGCCCCGCCCCUCCCCCACGGGCGUCCCUGGCUCUGCACAGUGAGCUACGGCCCGGCCGGCCUCCCCUCGGGACCUGAGCAGCAGUGCCCGUGCCUCUGUCACCUGCUUCUCCCCAUGCAGCCAGCGAGCUCCCCUCCACGGCUGACACCUCCAUGCCCCUAGCCUGGAGGUCAUGGUCCCCCAAAGUCCAACCUUGGUUAGGGGCCCCAGGAAUGCACGAGGCAGGCACUCUGGUUUCUCUGAGCUGGGUCUAGGUGAAGAGCGAGGUCGCCAGGCAUCUCUGUCUUCAGGAAUCAGCCAGGUCUGGCCCCAGCUGUGUCUGCGGGCCCUCGCCUCGCCCCUCUGCCGCCUCCUGGGGACAGGUCGGCCGUGACCUGGCUGUUCGCUUAUCCACUUCCAUGAACCUCAGCACAGUGUCUGGGGCAGGCAGGACCAGGACACCGAAGCCCGAGGUCACUCGCUGAGUCCAGUGUGUGCCCGUGGGUCCCCCUCAGCCCCUUCCUGACCAGCGGAGGGGCUCCUUCUGCCCACGUGCAGUCCAACGUACAUGCGCGGGCAAGGAGGCAGGACACACGCCGGCCACGUGUAAAGCGUGUGGCCUGCGUGCCCCAGUCCCCAGAGCUCCUUUCUCAGCCCAGCCUCUGCUCCUCCGUCGUCCCCUGCUGGGUGGAAUGGAGCCUUAACCCGAGCGCACAUGGCCCUGUGUGCUGUGCCAGCUCCAGAGAGUGAUGUCAUGCCCAGGGCACGGGGGGAGUGGCCCUCAGAAGCCCUUGCCUCUCUGUCCUGGCAUCCAAGCCUGGCCCGGGGCUCCCAGCCAACUGGAGGGAUUGCAUCAGCCCUGGGGGAGAGGCGGGCAGGCCCAGCCUGGCCCCACGCCAAAGCGUGAAGACCCCUGUGGCCUCUGAAGCUGCCUGUGCGUGGGUGCUGCGUGUGCUGCGUGCUGACUGGUCAUUUGUGCGGCCUCCACUUUUAUGGGCAUCACAGCGGCGUCCUGAGGGAGGCCAGCCCCUGAUUGGCAUGAGGAGGGAUGUGGGCUUAGGGGCGGGUGAUGGGAGCGGGACAGCCUGGAGCCCUCCAGGACCAGCACGGAGACCAGGGGGCUUUGCCACCUUCUCCUCCUGCUUCCCCGGCCUCUGCGAGGGCAAGCCUGCUACCCUGCUUCCCAUGAGCCUCUCCCAGCCCUGCCUCCCUGUGCCCAGCGUGGGCUUGACCCGCAUCCUGCCUCACCUCUACCUGGGCUCUCAGAAGGAUGUCCUGAACAAGGAUCUGAUGACCCAAAACGGAAUAAGCUACGUCCUCAACGCCAGCAACUCCUGCCCCAAGCCCGACUUCAUCUGCGAGAGCCGUUUCCUGCGCAUUCCCAUCAAUGACAACUACUGUGAAAAGCUGCUGCCCUGGCUGGACAAGUCCAUCGAGUUCAUCGAUAAAGCCAAGUUGUCCAGCUGCCAAGUCAUCGUCCACUGUCUGGCCGGCAUCUCCCGCUCUGCCACCAUCGCCAUCGCCUACAUCAUGAAGACCAUGGGGAUGUCCUCGGACGACGCCUACAGGUUCGUGAAGGACCGGCGCCCGUCCAUCUCGCCCAACUUCAAUUUCCUGGGCCAGCUGCUGGAGUACGAGCGCAGCCUGAAGCUGCUGGCCGCCCUGCAAGGCGACGGGGCGUCCCACCCCGGGACCCCGGAGCCCCUGCCGGGCCCUGCCGCCCCACUGCCGCCGCCGCCGCCACCACCACCUACCUCAGAGAGUGCUGCGAACGCCGCCUCCAGGGAGGCUGCACAGACAGGGGGUGCGGAGGCCCCCGGCCCCGCCCCUGCCACCAGCGCGCUGCAGCAGGGCCUCUGCGGCCUGCACCUCUCCUCCGACCGCCUCCAGGACACCAACCGCCUCAAGCGCUCCUUCUCGCUGGACAUAAAGUCGGCCUACACCCCGAGCCGGCGGCCUGACGACCCUGGGCCCCCGGACCCCGGGGAGGCCCCCAAGCUCUGCAAACUGGACAGCCCGUCCGGGGGCACGUUGGGCCUGCCCUCCCCAAGCCCUGACAGCCCGGACGCGGCGCCCGAGCCGCGCCCCCGGCUACGCCGGCGGCCCCGGCCCCCAGCCGGCUCCCCGGCGCGCUCCCCGGCGCACGGCCUCGGCCUGAACUUCGGCGACGCCACCCGGCAGACUCCGCGGCACGGCCUCUCGGCCCUGUCGGCACCCGGGCUGCCCGGCCCCGGCCAGCCGGCCGGCCCCGGGGGCUGGGCGCCGCAGCUCGACUCCCCGGGCACGCCCUCCCCCGACGGGCCGUGGUGCUGCAGCCCCGAGGGCGCACAGGGCGCGGGCGGCGCGCGGUUCGCACCCUUCGGCCGGGCCGGGGGCCCGGGCGCGGGCGGCGGCGACCUGCGGCGGCGGGAUGCGGCGAGGCCCGAGGCCCGGGACGCGAGGACCGGCUGGCCCGACGAGCCGGCCCCCGAGACGCAGUUUAAGCGCCGGAGCUGCCAAAUGGAAUUCGAGGAGGGCAUGGUGGAGGGGCGCGCGCGCGGCGAGGAGCUGGCCGCGCUGGGCAAGCAGGCCAGCUUCUCGGGCAGCGUGGAGGUCAUCGAGGUGUCCUGACCGCGGCCGGAGCGGCCUCUCCGCGGGGACGCGGCGCCCCGAGCCCUUGGCUGCCCUCGGCUGGGCCCGCUAUAAAUAUAUAUUAUAUAUAAUGCAAAGAAAGGUAAAUGGUUUUACUGCGAUUUUUAUCGAGAAGUAAAUAUUUCAAUUUUUUAUUUAUUUAAGCUGUUCAUUCUGGCAAUGAUUUGGCAACAGUGCGGGCGGUCCUCGGAGCUCUAUUUUUACUGUCUGGUAUUUAAACUGAAACCCACGUUUCUAAGCAAUAUGAGGCCACCUUCAGUUGCAAGCUGGGGUGCCAGGCCUGGGGUUCCCUGCCCCCUCCCCCAGGAAACACUGCUGACCAUUGCAAAGAGGCUGCUGAGCUUUCGUGCACUUUUUACAUAAGAAAAGGGGAAAAAAGGAUAGAAAACCUUUGCCGCAGACUGAGCCGCAGAGCCUCCCUGCUCUCCCGCUGCGUCCUCUCCUGCCCCUCCCUUCUCUGCUCCUCUCCCGGCUCGGCUCCUCACCAAAGCCAUAGAUGGGAGGGGGUGUCCCGGGAGCCGGGGGGCCCCCCAAGGAGGCGCUCACAGCCCCCUGCCAGCUCCAGGCACUAAGUCUCAGUGCCACCGAGGGCGUCCCUGCCACCCAUCCCCCCAGCCUGUUGCCUGCCAGGUGUUGGGGGGCCAGGGUGGGGUCCGGAAGAGGCUAGCAGUGCAGAGAAGGGGGCUCUGAGUGUGAGGGGACAUGAGUCCCCAGGGCAGGGUGGAGGUGGAACAGCCCCACUCGCGUCUGAGCCUGGGUCCAGCCUUAGUUCCAGUUCCGAGGAGGCUGCUACCCUCUCCUCCACCUUGUGCCCCCCCCGCCUCCCAGCGCCAGCUGCCAAGUGGGGAACUGGCAGAGGGGGAGCUUGGCCCCUGGGGGGCAGUGGGAAUAGCUGGGCCAGCCGCGCUGGCUCCACUGGUCGGAGGGCAGAUAGAUUCAGGGUCUUGUUCUGCCGGUCGAGGUGCCUCUCAGAGGAGGCACCUCAUGCCUCUGGGUGGAGGUGGGGUGGGGUGUGGAGGCUUUCCUUCACUUGGGAGAGCCCCCUCCAGCUAAAGGCCCCUCAUGUGAGCAGAUGCUGGAGGUGUCCCCCAUGUCUGCCAGCCCCCACAGGGCCCUCAGAGGAGAAAAACCCCAUACACCCCUCUCCUGUGGAGCGCUCCCCUCCCAAGUCUCCCUGAUAUCUUCGAGGUGACAUGCCAGUCCCCAACCCCCGUUAGCUUUUUGGCCCAGGUGGGCCAGCCUGGGGGUGAGGGCGGGAGAAAAGCCCCAGCUAUCCUCACCCCCCACCAUCUGGGGAUCAGGGGGACCCAAGGCUUUUGGCAGCAGGAGUGGGUGUCCCCCGACCUUCAGAUGUCCUGGAGCAUCCAGGAGUGGAUGCUGGUCACUUGGUAAGAGGCCAAGGCCUGGCUGGAGGGGUGGCCUGGGCAGGACUGAGUGCUUGGGCAGGUGGGCGGGAGUUGCCUGCCCCCAGCUGCCCUCCAGCUGUUUAUUCUGUUUGUUCUUCUUUUCACCCCAGCUCCUGUCCCGUCAAACCUCCUUUGAGCAAAAGUCCUGUUCCUGUUCCCUCUGUCCCCACCCCGUUCCCCCAAGAAAAUAAGCUAUCAUUGUUGUAUUUGCAAUCUAUGGAUUAGAGGUUUAAGUAUUUAUUAUUAUUGGUUUAUUAUUAUUAUUAUUGAUUAUGUAAAUCUGCCUCCUGUCUGUCUAUCGCGUUGGGUUUCGGAGGUGACCCUGGGUGUGGAGGAUGCACUGGUCCCCUCUCCGCACCCCACGCCUGUGCUGUCCAGGAGACAGUGGUGGGGGCCACUGGUUGAGCCCCACAGCCCUGGGGGCAGGUCCCACGGCCCGAUCCCCUCCCUCCGUCCUUCUCCAGGGCUGCCGGUGCCCUGUGGCUUCUGGCCCGGGGCACAUGGGGGCUUUUGCUCUUGAGACACUGGCUGAAGUGAGUUGUUGUGAAGGGAGAAGUCCUGGUCUCAGCCCCCCAGCCCACGCCUCUCCCCAUGCGGGGGGCACCAGGCACCCAGCAAGAGCCCUUUCCUGGUCAGUCCCACCCACUCCCUGGGAGGUGCAGAGUGGGGCCCCAGGGCCCUCCCCUCCCCGCCGGCCCAGUGCCCUGGCAUGGGGUCCCCAGAAUGGACCUGGCCCCCUCCUAUUAUUUGCUGGAAAGUCCAGCGGAGGAGAGGUGGCAGGUCCGCCCGCCCGGCUCCUGGUCCCUCUGGACUGGGCCGCCCACCCACCUGCCCGCCCCUCCUCUCCACCCCCUCCCCCAUCGCGGCCGCUCUCUGCUCCCUGUCCUGUCCCCUUCUUUUGUAUUUGGAAACAACGUGUUGUAAUAAAUCCUGAGAUGGGUGUUUUCUC